Aspergillus alliaceus is the source of this 1869-nucleotide messenger RNA. RefSeq names its product D-3-phosphoglycerate dehydrogenase. The record is from RefSeq and is a predicted model, not a curated record. Gene Ontology annotation, molecular function: oxidoreductase activity, acting on the CH-OH group of donors, NAD or NADP as acceptor; NAD binding. Lineage: Eukaryota; Fungi; Ascomycota; Eurotiomycetes; Eurotiales; Aspergillaceae. The transcript has 7 exons. The coding region runs from base 1 to 1395 and encodes 464 amino acids.
AUGGCGGCUCUUCCUAAGGAAAUCAACACUCACCAAACCUCGAGCCUGUCUCCAAACGCAUCCUUCCAGUCCGCCCCAUCAAGUCAUGGAAAUUCGGUUUUUGCAAGCCGCACAAUCCCUCUGCCCAAUGCCAAACAUCUGAAACCAUUCGCCACCGAAGAUAUCAAGGUCCUACUUUUGGAGAAUGUUAAUCAAACGGGACGAGACAUCCUUACAAAGCAAGGCUAUCAAGUGGAAUUUUUAAAAUCAUCGCUCCCCGAGGAUCAGCUCAUAGAAAAGAUUAGAGAUGUACAUGUCAUUGGUAUCCGUUCGAAGACGAAGCUCACAGCUCGCAUACUGAAAGAAGCCCGGAAUCUCAUAGUCGUCGGUUGUUUCUGUAUCGGAACAAACCAAGUUGACCUUCAAUAUGCGGCAGAACACGGAAUUGCUGUCUUCAACUCCCCCUUCAGUAAUUCUCGAAGUGUUGCCGAAUUGGUUAUAGCUGAAAUUAUUGCUCUAGCUCGUCAACUAGGUGACCGCUCCAACGAAAUGCACAAUGGUACGUGGAAUAAAGUAAGCAAUAAAUGCUGGGAGAUACGUGGGAAGACAUUGGGAAUCAUCGGCUACGGCCAUAUUGGUUCUCAACUAUCGGUUCUAGCAGAAGCCAUGGGCCUGUCAGUUCUCUACUACGAUGUGGUGAAUCUGAUGGCAUUGGGCACUGCCCGCCAAGUUCCAACUCUAGAAAGCCUUCUUUCCCAGUCUGAUUUCGUCACAUGUCAUGUGCCGGAACUUCCGGAAACAAAAAAUAUGAUAGGACAACUUCAGUUCGAACAAAUGCGGGAUGGCAGCUAUCUAAUUAAUGCUAGCCGAGGAAGUGUCGUUGAUAUCCCGGCAUUGAUCCACGCAAUGCGCUCUGGCAAAGUGGCCGGUGCUGCGCUUGACGUCUACCCGAAUGAGCCUGCUGGCAAUGGCGAUUAUUUCAGUAAUGACCUUAACAGCUGGGCAGCGGAUCUUCGCAGUCUCAAAAACGUGAUCCUUACACCUCACAUUGGAGGUAGCACUGAAGAAGCACAGCGAGCGAUUGGUGUUGAGGUAGCAGAGGCUCUAGUGAGAUAUGUCAAUGAAGGCACAACUUUGGGUGCCGUGAAUCUUCCUGAAGUCACCCUUCGUUCCUUGACCAUGGAUGAACCGGACCAUGCCCGAGUGAUCUAUAUUCAUCAAAACAUUCCUGGUGUCUUGCGGAAAGUGAACGAAAUUCUCGGAGACCAUAACGUUGACAAGCAAAUGACUGAUAGCAGAGGUGACGUUGCCUACCUAAUGGCUGAUAUAAGCAACGUCGAUAACACUACCAUCAAAGAUCUAUACGAGAGGCUUGAAAGCCUUUCAUCCCGAAUUAUGACACGGAUACUGUACUGAAGGCGUGUCUAAGUUUAUGAACGCCUUUGGCUUUAUGCGCUAAGGUUUCAAAUUGGUGGGUACGAUUUUGGUAGAACUUACCCUCAACGGCUUUAGUCUACCAUUUGUUGGAUAGGAAGAGUACCGGCUCUUAUGAUACUACUGCGCUGGUUUGUGGUUUGCGUUAUUAAGAAUUUCCGUAUACCUCAUUUGCUACGCACUGUCUGGAUAAGGGAAGGCUCUUUCUGCUACCCACAUUCUCAACGCCCGAUACUGAUGCUUAAGGGAGACAUGUUCAACACUUCGGCUUUGUCACGCCUGCAAUUCUCUUAGUUCCAAUGAUUCCUGUACUGAAAUGAAGCAGGCAAACGCUCCAUUGAAUUCCCUGACCUUUAAGCAGUGCUUUUCACAAAGUAAAACUAAAGCCCAAAAGCUGCAAUAAUGACAUGAUCACAAACAGCAAACCUUUACGUAGUAUCGAUCGUGGGUAAGGUA